Candida tropicalis MYA-3404 is the source of this 2487-nucleotide messenger RNA. It is a transcript of the gene STE11, whose product is annotated as mitogen-activated protein kinase kinase kinase. The record is from RefSeq and is a predicted model, not a curated record. The coding region runs from base 1 to 2487 and encodes 828 amino acids. Gene Ontology annotation, biological process: protein phosphorylation. Gene Ontology annotation, molecular function: protein binding; protein kinase activity; ATP binding. NCBI's taxonomy places the organism in Eukaryota, Fungi, Ascomycota, Pichiomycetes, Serinales, Debaryomycetaceae. The transcript has a single exon.
AUGGCAGAUAUAAUAACUAAGAACACCAGUGAGUCCGUGGAAAAUAUCAAUAUUAGUAGUGCUCAUCGAAUAGAUAGAAAUGAUGCAAAAGAAUUAAAACAUUGGUUAGCCAAAAUCAAUUGUCAGCAACAUUAUUCAAAAUUUAUUGAACAAGGUAUAACUAUGGAUUUAGUACCUGAAUUAGAUACAAAUUCUUUAAAAGAAUUAGGAAUUCAUAAAUUGGGUGAUAGAUUAAGAUUAGAAAUUGCUAUUUCUAAUUUAAAAGCAGAACAUUUAAAACAGUUGAUAAAUAUUGAUGAAUUGUAUAAUAAAUUAAAUUUAAAAAUGUCAAAUCUGAAUAUUACUGGUUCUUUAGUGAAUUUGAGUAACAAUAAUAAUAGUGCUUUAGAUGUUUCUAAUAGUAAUGAAGGAACUUUAACUCAGCUGAGUCAGAAUAAUUCAAGUAAUAAUUUACCUAUUGGGAAUAUCGGUAAUAAUAAUAGUGGAAGUGUAGUUGGAAGUUUAGGUGGUGUAACUACUAAAGAUGCAAAUAAAACUAUUACUUUCAUUUUACAAGAUGGUUCAAUUAAACGAGUUAAUGUCACUGGUUGUUUUAAUGCACAAGCUAUCAAAAGAAAAGUAUUGAAAAAAUUAGGAUUUAAAUCUACUGAUGUACAAUUUGAUACUUAUAUUCAUUCAAGUCCACAUAAUGCUGAGAAUAUAUUGUAUGGAAAAACAGAACCAACUGUUUCGUAUUUAUAUGAUGUUGAAUUAAUGACCAUAUGUUAUUCACCAGAAAGAUUAGAAAAGCAUAGAAUUAUGUUGAUUCCAAAGAAUGAAAACCCUACUCCAGCAGCUAUUGAAACGUCCAAAAAGAUUAUGAGUAAAUACAAAAAACAAAUAAAUCCAUCUAAAACUGAGGUACCUGAGGAGAAUAAUGAAUUCCAUACUAAAGAUGUUAAAGCUCAUAGAUCUACUUUAAGAAAUUUCUUUGGUCAAAGACCACCAAGUGAAUUGAUUUCUUCAAAUUUAGCAGAAUAUUUCCCAGAUACUAGACAAAAAGAUUUAGAACAGACAGUUAGAAAUUCUGUUAGACAUAGUGUUAGAUUAUCAAGAAGAUUUAAUUUACCAACUGGUGCAUUUUCUGCAAGUUCAUUUUCUGUUAAUAAAAGACAAUCAAUUCUUAGUAAUUCAACUGGAUUCCCAUCUAAUAGAACCAUGUCAAUAUCGUCAGGAGAACAACAAAUUGGAGGUACCAGCGGUGGUGGUGGUGGCGGUAACGGCAGAAGAAUACAGAGAACCAUUGGUGAUGUUAUGGUUAAUAGUAUUAAUGCCAUAGAUGAAGCAGUGAAUUCAAGUGAUACCUUAUCCGUAUUUAGCAAACCAUCAACAUCGUUCAAUACUCAAAUACCGCAACCUUUGAACAAUCAUGAUGCAAGAUCCAUUAUAUCAUCCAAAUCUUUAGCUGGUGGUACUGCCUUGCAUAGAAUUUCAAUUGCUGCUAAUUCUAAUGAUAAUUCCGCACAAAAUAGACUUUCCACUAUAGAAUUGUUAAACCCAUCUGAUUCAGAAGGUGAAGAUGGAGAUGAAUACACAGAUUUUGUUAAUUCUGAUUCUGGUGGAUUAAGUUCAAGUUCUGGAGAAAAUGGUCCCCCUGAAAAUUGGUUGAAAGGUGCUAGAAUUGGAUCAGGUAGUUUUGGUACGGUUUAUUUAGGUAUGAAUCCAUUUACUGGGGAAUUAAUGGCUGUUAAACAAAUUCCAUUAGUUCCUGAAACUGAUGCCAAUAACAAUAGUAAUGAAAAUCUUCAAAAGAAUAGUAUGCAAGAACAGCAACGAGAAAUGAUGUUGUUGAAAGAAUUAAAUCAUGAAAAUAUCGUUAGAUAUUUUGGUUCUUCUACUGAUGAGAAUUAUUUGAAUAUAUUUUUGGAAUAUGUUCCUGGUGGCUCUGUUCAAACCAUGUUGAAUUCAUAUGGACCAUUUGAAGAACCAUUGAUUCGAAAUUUCAUUAGACAAGUUUUGAUUGGGUUGAGUUAUUUGCAUGGUGAAGAUAUCAUCCACAGAGAUAUUAAAGGUGCCAAUAUAUUGAUUGAUAUCAAAGGUACAGUUAAGAUUGGUGAUUUUGGUAUUAGUAAAAAAGUUAGCACCAUAGAUGAAGAAGAUGAAGAUUUUAAGAAAACAGGCAAGAGAGCAUCAUUACAAGGAUCGGUUUUCUGGAUGGCACCAGAAGUAGUGAAACAAACAACAUAUACCAAGAAAGCUGAUAUUUGGUCAGUGGGUUGUUUAAUUGUUGAAAUGUUUACUGGGAGACAUCCAUUCCCAGAAUUGAGUCAAAUGCAAGCAUUAUUCAAAAUUGGUAAUCAUAUUACUCCUACAAUACCUGAAUGGUGUACUAUUGAAGCUAAAGAAUUCUUAACUAAAACUUUUGAGAUUAAUUUUGAAAUGAGACCAGACGCUAUUGAAUUGUUAGCCGAACAAUUUUUAAACCCAUUGAUUAUGUCCAAACAAUAA